CUAGCGCACAUCCCUCACCUGCCUCAGCUCCUCUCCUCCGACUCUCUGCUGCACACAUCCUGAGAGGGAGAGGCAAAGGAGGAAGAGAACCAACGUGAGGGACUCAGACUUUAAAACAACUUUUACGCACACUUUUGUUUUUUGUUUUUUUAACUUAUCGUCGACUUUGCCUUUUUCUUCAGAGGCUUUCUUCUUAUUUUCUUUAUUUGCCAAAGUAAACUAAAGUUUAUUAUGAAGCUUGUAGGAUUCGAGGUCAAGUUGCGCCUGGAGGGGCAUUUUUGAACGCUCCUGUUCAUUUUUUUUUUUGUUGGCACGUUAAUUAAGACAACCACUGGGACUUAAGUUACACGUUAAGCUCGUGCCAUAGCGUCAGCGGAGGCGUUUGGCCAUAGGGGACUUCAAUCCAGUGCCAAGUUGGCGAACGGGAGACAGAAGUUCUGCGCAAGCGGUGGAUUUAUAUAAAGAGUAAAACGAAAAAACCCGCCACGGUUAUAAUCUGGAUUCCGUGAUGUUUAUGUGAAAGUUUCCCCCAUCCGAAUUGAUUUCGUUCGGACAAGGGGAGACUUUAAUGGAUUUUUUAUGUGGGACCCGCUAGGAUGGACGUGGUAGAUGAAACAGAAGCGUUACAGAGAUUUUUUGAAGGUGCUUUCAUCUCAAGGACUUCAACAUGCUUUGGCUUCGUGCAGACUCAAGUCAACAUAUGGAAGGACUGAUAGGAGGGACAUCUCUGUUUGAAGGUCAUGAUAUUACCAGUUCUCUGGAGCCAACCAACAUCGACACCAGUAUCCUGGAAGAGUACAUCAGCAAGGAGGACGAUAGCACUGACAUCUGUUUCUCAGAGGUCCACAGCACCCCAGGACCAAAUUACUCAUCUCCCCAGGCAGGAGUGUCCUCCUCUGGAGGGUUGGUGUGUGGUGUGAGCCCCCCUAUUCCACUACGCCAAGGAGCCCCACCACCUGGGCCCUCUAGCUGUCAGAACGCCUACCCUCCAGGUCCAUCCCUGGGCCUCCGACACAACUACCCCUGCCUGGGCCAGCAGCAGCAGCAGCAGCAGCAGCAGCAGGGUCACAUCAAGCCUGAGCACAGAGGCCAUUACGCUCCAGGGACUCUACCAGAGUCCCCCCCAGACUCCAGCUCAGAGCCGUACUCUCCCCAGCAGGUGAAUGAUCCCCACAUGAUCAGGACCAUGACACCAGAAAACAUGUGUCACAUGACUCCGACGCCGCCACUCCCGCCACACGGGCACUAUCCCAGCAUGCAUCGGGACAUGUACCUGAAGCCCGAGCCCAUGAUAUCGCAGUAUCCUAUUGGACCGGCCACGAGCGGAAGUGGAGACAUGCAGCAGACGCAGAUGCUCCACCAGCUACUGCAGCAUCCUCAGGGGCAAGACGGCAUCCCUGUUCAUCAGGCUAAGAAGAGGAAGCACUCAGACUCUCCCAACAGCACCCUGAAUUCCCAAAUCCUCACAGGUAUCAUCAAACAAGAACCAGGUUUAAUGCAGGAUGCAGACAACAGCUACCUGGACCCAAACUACCAGUGUAUUAAGUGGCAGCCUCACCAGCAAAACAAGUGGACACCACUGUAUGAUGCUAACUGCAAAGAGCUUCCGAUGCCGACCUACCGUGUUGAUGCCGACAAAGGCUUCAACUUCUCCUUGGCUGAUGACGCUUUUGUUUGCCAGAAGAAGAACCAUUUCCAGGUCACAGUAUACAUCGGCAUGCUCGGAGAUCCCAAGUACAUCAAGACGAGCGAUGGACUGCAGCCCAUUGAUUGCUUCUAUCUCAAACUGAACGGAGUGAAGGUGGAAGCCAUGAAUCAGUCCAUCAGUGUGGAGCAGUCGCAGUCGGACCGCAGCAAGAGACCCUUCAAACCAGUGCUCGUCACUUUGCCGCCAGAGCAGGUCACAAAGGUCACAGUGGGACGCCUCCACUUCAGCGAGACCACAGCAAAUAACAUGAGGAAGAAGGGCAAACCAAAUCCUGACCAGAGGUAUUUCAUGCUGGUGGUGGCUCUGCAUGCACAGUCCCACAGUCAGAGCUACACUGUGGCUGCUCAAGUGUCUGAGAGGAUCAUCGUCAGGGUAACGUCUGGCCAUGCAUCCAACCCAGGCCAGUUUGAAAGUGACAAUGAGGUGCUGUGGCAGCGCGGCCAGCUGCCAGACUCAGUCUACCACCACGGGAGAGUUGGUAUCAACACCGACCGACCGGACGAGGCCCUCGUUGUCCAUGGCAACCUGAAGGUCAUGGGCUCUCUGGUUCACCCGUCCGACAUCAGGGCCAAAGAGAAUGUCCAGGAGGUCGACACCACAGACAAUUUAAAACGGAUUUCUCAGAUGAGGCUGGUCCAUUAUCAGUACAAGCCUGAGUUUGCGGCCACCGUGGGCAUAGAGACCACCGCAGAGACGGGUGUGAUCGCCCAGGAGGUUCAACAAAUCUUGCCUGAAGCAGUGAAGGAGGGGGGCGAUGUGGUGUGCGCCAAUGGGGAAACUAUUCCCAACCUGUUGGUUGUCAACAAGGAACGUAUCUUUAUGGAGAACGUUGGAGCAGUGAAGGAGCUGUGUAAGCUGACAGAUAACCUGGAGACCCGUAUAGACGAACUGGAGCGCUGGAGCCGCAAGCUGGCCAAGCUGCGUCGGCUUGACAGCAUGAAGAGCACAGUGAGUGGAGGCACAGUCAGCCAGUCGGGAAGUUAUUUUAGCAGGACAGGGAGCGGCCCUCUCAAGAAGAAGACAGUCAGACCUGGCAGCAAGAACUCGUCUCCAGAUCCGGGCUGCAUCAGUCAGAGGUUCAUGCAGGGGACGAUCCUGGCACUGGUCAUCGUCAUGGCCUUCAGUGUCAUUUCAAUGUCCGUCCUUUACGUGCUCACUCUUCACCACAGAGGAGACGUGACAGAUAAAGAUGGCUAUGUUCCUACCUGUGUUCUCUACAUCUCUUGGAUGCCCAUCUUCACUGCCACUGUAACUGUCUGUCCACCUGUCUGCCCAUGGUCAAGAGCUGCGCUUGGGUCGUCACGCAAAAGUCCAAAUACUCCACUGUCCACCACCCCAGCACCAGCUUGCUGUUCUACCACAGCCGUGAACAACCAAUCAGCUACCGUUUUGACACUGAGUAACAACCAAUCCACACCAGGUUUAGGCGGCCUGUUUCCCACACCGAGCACUAUAAAUAAGAAGGCCAAGUCCAGACCAAUGGAUAAGGAUGGCCACAGAAACCGUGUGACUCACACCUCGGCCCCCAUGUACUUUUCUAAGUCCAAGAGGCCUGUGUCUACAGACAUGGAGGGGGUAGGAACCACCAACCGUCUACCAGGGGGGCAGCAGCCAGUGCCACGCAGACAACGCAGACAACUGCACGCAAAGGGAGGAAGGUCAGGCCCCUCUCUCAGUAGUGUAUAUAUUGUGGAGACAAACCAAGUAAUCGCAACACAAAGUUGCGCAACAGCGGAAAGCUGCAGCUACACAGUAUCACUCCACGGAAAGAGAAAUUCCUCCAUCUCACAAAUCACUUUGCAUAUAAUGUCCACAAACAACGUGUGGGUACGACAAUGUGAAGCCACCAAAGGACGUUUAUGCCCCAACCACACAGAAACCGAGCUCUAUGAUGGACAGAGUACAUCAACAAAGGGGACUCAUCACCUGUGGUCACUGCCUCUGCUGUCUUUCCAGGACAUCACCCAUCACUUCCGCGUCUCCCUUUCUAGUGAAGUAACUUGUGCCACUGAAGGAAAAUCCUCAUCAUACUCUGACUACCAUUUUAUCUUCCAAAGCAGCUGCAUGUGAGGAGGAAGACGACUUGUCCCAGUGCCUUUACAGUACCCUCUAUUAUUCCACUGCCGUUCCAUUUGUAUGCUGUUUUGAUGGGAUAGGGCUUUGUUUCAUUAUUGUAUAUUAUUAUAAAGAUACAAAGCAAACUAUAUACCGUACCACUGUCCACACUGUAAUCUCCCCCAUUUGUACAUGUACAUGCAUUAAGACAUCUCUUCGUGCUGUGAUCACUGGAGUUUAAAACACUGUUUUUAAAGUUUGUUUUUAUUUUUAUUUUUAUUUCUGCCACUGAAAAUGUUUUAGAUGACUGCCAUUGACAACUGUGUUGUGUCACUGUUAACAUCCAUAUGUUUUAUAACUCACUUUAUUACUGAUCACUAUGUCUUCCAUUUGUAAUAAUUACUUUUUAGCAGCAAGUCCACGCUAAGACUUUGUAGAUGACACUGCACACAUUUUUGUUUAGUCACACUAGGAGUCUGUAUGCACACUGAAACCAGUGUCACCCCAAAACAAAAAUACUUUUUAAUAGUUUUAUACACUGGAGAGAAGAUCUUGGCUCAGUAAGUGGUUGCAGCUUGCAUUGAAAAUAUACCUCAGUAGUGCACACUGGCAAAUCCUGGGUCUCUACAGUGGAGCCUUGUAUUGAGGCUGUUGCAGUCGACCAUAUUAUACUGCAUCCGAAUAAACACUGCACAGAGAGGGGAAUACAUUGUAGUAUUUCUGUCUCAGUCGUGACACUGAAUGAAACAUCAAGUCGGUACAUAAAAUAUUUACGCAUGACUACACGGAAAUCGUUCCUCAAGUGAACACGUCCGAAGUGUCAUGCCCCUUCUAGCAGAUUCACUGGAUGGCUUAUACGUUGAGACUGGAUAAUUCAACAAAUCACUGGAAAUUAACAUGUAGAUACACUGACAUACACAUAGUAGCUGAUUGUCCAACACUGACAAUAUUUCAAGGAACACUGGAAUAGCUUACACUGUAUUUUGCUAACUGGACAAUGCUGGGAAGGCAAUAAAUGGCAUACGAUACCAUUUCAGGUGCAUGCCCAAUCAUUUCUCUAAAAUAAUACAUUGCAGCUCAGAAGCAACUCGGAGGCAACUCAGAUGCUGCUUCAGCUCGGAAGUUCUAUUUUAAUGUCUUGAUCAUGAAGCUGAGAAGGAGUUUAAUUAAACACAGUGUGGAUAUGAAAUAUGAUGUUAUACACUGGACUCCUUUAUGUCUCUUGAUGUCUUAAAUAUAUUACUUGUGACUAUACAACUAAGGAUAUGCAGUGAUAAUACUUUUAAUGUAACUGAAUUGUGUAAUAUUUUCCUUUUGUAUUACAUUUUCUUGUUUCUGAGAAAUUCUCAGCUUAGUUUUGCUUUUGUUGCUUAUGUUGAAGUUAGCCAUUAAAUCCAUAUUCCGAAUGUGUCUGUACUCAGAAAGAAAAACCACAGCAAGACACAAAUGAAAUAUCAAUAUUAAAUAGGAAGAACAGCCAUCAGACAAAGUUUAUGGAAUUUAUAAUAAUAAUAUGAAGACUCUGUACAAUGCUUUUGCUAUAAUUAUUACUACUUCAGUGGGUAGAGUGUACGAUUUUAGCUUAUUUAUAAUGCACCAGCCAGCAAAAUGAAACCACUGUGGCACUUUUUGCACUGUAUAUAUAUAUGAACUGCUUUUGCUGUAUCCAGUGCACACGACUGGUGUCAGAUACAGAUAGAACUGCUCUACAUGUAACUGUAUAGCUUCAUUUUGUUACUACUAUGGGGUGUGUGUUAUCAUUUUUCCUUUUUUUAUAUUUGUUUAUCAGAAACUUUUAGCUAUUGGAGAACAGAAAUGAUUGAUAAGCAUGACAGCGCUCAUCACACACACACACAUUUGUCAUUGUCGCACUAGUUGUAAAGGAAAAAUGUCAUAAGACUAAAACAAAUUGACUAUUCAUUAAUAUCGCUACUUUAUAGCCCAUUACAUCAUAACAAUUUCGAUGCUUUUUUUUGUAAAAAAAUAAAAUAAAAAAAUGCUGUAAUACUAUGAAUGCAUGCAGUAAAUAAAUUUGGGAUUGAAUUUAUUGA
Molecule: messenger RNA, 5814 nt
Organism: Mugil cephalus (flathead mullet)
Lineage: Eukaryota; Metazoa; Chordata; Actinopteri; Mugiliformes; Mugilidae
Gene: myrf
Product: myelin regulatory factor
Exons: 29
Coding region: 668-3778 (1036 amino acids)
Biological process (GO): central nervous system myelin maintenance; positive regulation of DNA-templated transcription; protein autoprocessing
Cellular component (GO): endoplasmic reticulum membrane; nucleus
Molecular function (GO): sequence-specific DNA binding; DNA-binding transcription factor activity
Source: RefSeq, a predicted model, not a curated record